AACAAGUGCUGUGCAAUCCUAACAACAUUUAGUACAAAUAACCGACAAGUUUCUUUUAAUUCCGCACUAAAUUUACUGUUUAAUCCGUUAGCCACUUGGCACUCGAAAAGAACCAAUCGUAGACAUUUCCUGAGUCUACUUCUUCUACGCCUACUGAUAUCGUUCGCCUAAACAUCGAACUUCGAGGAGCACUUAUAAACGCUGUUUUAUGGACUUUAGGAAUUAAUUUGCUUCUGUCACUGGUUUGUUUUGACUUUUAAACGUUUCUAUUUUGAAGAAGAAGGACAAGCGGAGAUGAGUUUCUUAUUCGGAAACCGUUCAUCGAAGACAUUCAAGCCGAAGAAGAACAUCCCAGAAGGCUCUCACCAGUAUGAGCUGCUCAAACAUGCAGAAGCCACUCUGGGAAGCGGAAAUCUGCGAGCCGCGGUGAUGCUGCCCGAGGGAGAAGACCUCAAUGAGUGGAUCGCUGUCAACACGGUGGACUUUUUCAACCAGAUCAACAUGCUGUAUGGCACAAUCACUGAAUUUUGCACAGAAGUCAAGUGCUCUGUAAUGUCAGCAGGGCCCAGGUAUGAGUACCACUGGGCAGACGGCACCAACAUCAAGAAACCCAUCAAGUGUUCUGCUCCCAAAUACAUCGACUACUUGAUGACUUGGGUUCAGGAUCAGCUGGAUGAUGAAACUCUCUUCCCGUCUAAGAUUGGUGUCCCUUUCCCCAAGAACUUUAUGUCAGUGGCUAAAACGAUCCUGAAGCGUCUGUUCAGAGUUUACGCUCACAUCUACCACCAGCAUUUCGACGCGGUCAUACAGCUGCAGGAGGAGGCUCAUCUUAACACCUCCUUCAAGCAUUUUAUCUUCUUUGUACAGGAGUUCAAUCUGAUCGACCGCAGAGAGCUGGCACCCCUGCAGGACCUCAUCGAGAAACUGGGCAGCAAGGAUAGAUAGACAUUGCUGUUUAUGCCACAUUGGUCAGCCUUAAUACAGUCAUGUUUCUUCUGUUCUCGUUUCGGGACCUGAAAGUGCCGUUUCUGCACUCUGAUUGUCUUUGCAAUAUCUCAGCUGUGCUUCCUCAAAGCUUGUAGAAGGAGACUUUGUGAAAUCUUUGUGUGUGUGUGUGUGUGUUUCUGUUUUUGUCAGUUUUCGUUGUCAGUAUUACACUGUAAACUUUACUUUUGACAUGUAUUGCUGGUGGAUUAGGAUAUGAAACUAUGUCAGAGUUUGUUUUUUUAUGAAAGUAAAACUAAAUCAGCUGUUUUUAGUCUCGUCCUUUUAUAAUGUUUGGAAGUAAAGGAUUUGGGGAAAUGUCAAUAUUAAUUUUUGUUGUUGUUUUGUAAGUUGAGACAAACGUCAUUUUUAUAUGUUUUCCUUUCUCUGUGAAUGCAUAAUCAAUAAUGAAGAUUAUUACAAUGUUUUCCCCCCAUGUAGUAGAUAAAUCUACUUUUAAAGCAAUAUCUAGAGCACAACGGACACAUCUGGUGUGUUUUAUUUGUAGUUAAAAAAUAAAUUUUAGAACAUUUUUACAA
This is a messenger RNA of Danio rerio (zebrafish), 1523 nucleotides long. It is a transcript of the gene mob1a, whose product is annotated as MOB kinase activator 1A. NCBI's taxonomy places the organism in Eukaryota, Metazoa, Chordata, Actinopteri, Cypriniformes, Danionidae. The record is from RefSeq and is marked validated.